AUUCGGGACAGCGAACUGGUAGAAAUUGGUCAGCUUUUAAGAUCAUGUCUACCGGCCUUUCGGAACAAUACACUCAGGCGCGCUUGUUGGGAUACUUACGGCUCCGAUCCUACUUUACUUUGUCCACUUGUCACCCCGGCCAAUUGUUUGCGGUCCCCGCUAAUUCCACUGAUUCUUGCCACCAGUUUACCAGAUACGGCCGAUUGGAUGUGGCGAACCACUUUGCUCCAGCUUCCAAUACGACGAGCUGACAGUCUGUCACUGUUUUUGGCCCUAGAAGCAGCGUACCGAAGCGGAAACCUGACUUCCGACCUCUCUGUCCCAGUAUACAUUCAA
This is a messenger RNA of Opisthorchis viverrini, 336 nucleotides long. RefSeq lists its product as hypothetical. The annotation marks the transcript as partial. The record is from RefSeq and is a predicted model, not a curated record. NCBI's taxonomy places the organism in Eukaryota, Metazoa, Platyhelminthes, Trematoda, Opisthorchiida, Opisthorchiidae. The transcript has a single exon.